This is a messenger RNA of Egretta garzetta (little egret), 4832 nucleotides long. It is a transcript of the gene EXTL2, whose product is annotated as exostosin like glycosyltransferase 2. The coding region runs from base 1845 to 2801 and encodes 318 amino acids. The record is from RefSeq and is a predicted model, not a curated record. Gene Ontology annotation, molecular function: glycosyltransferase activity. Gene Ontology annotation, cellular component: membrane. Lineage: Eukaryota; Metazoa; Chordata; Aves; Pelecaniformes; Ardeidae. The transcript is spliced from 5 exons.
UCCCGAGCGCUGCUGCGAGGCGCUGAGGGGGCAGCCCUGCGGGGAGUCUCUUUGCUGGAACGGGGAUGAAAAGGCUGUGUUUGGGCGGAGGGGUGGCGUUUUCGUCAGGUCUGUUCUGAAGAGGUGGUCUCUACAGCGGGUAUUGUAAGAAUUUUUUGAAGAGGUCAAUCUCGCGUAGUGAUUUCGUAACUUAGUUGGCAGAACGGAUUGGUGCUUGCUUCCUGGCAAGUGCCGGGAUGCUAAUUCUGAAGAUUUUAUAUACUGAGGAUUUAAGACCAUCCUUAUCAUUACAGCCUAUUGCAUGCAAUUGACUAAACGUGACCGUGCAUGGCAAGCCAGCAAGUCUCAUUCCCACAGUAAACAACAUCUGUCCUUUCAUCUCAAGCAUGCUUUUAAAUUCCAACUCAUUGUUACAGUAGUAUGGGAAAAUAUUGUUGUGUCUAGGUUGCAACAGGGGAAAGAGAGCCUAGGGUUCACCGUUGUAGAAGCACACGGGACUGAGGGGUGGUCCUAAGAAAUGCUGAGUAGCUCCUGCUGCCAGCCAGAGUUAGAAGUCGGGCGUGAUUAUUUACAGCCAUAAAAUGAAGCAACCAAACCAAGCAGUUAGCUUCUGGAAGGAGUUUCAGUGAGCUCUCCAGCCUCGCUAAAUAAGUCAGUGGUAAAACUGGAACUCAAAUUUGGGAAGUGUGUGUGGAUGUACUGGGAGCGGUAUCCACACAAAUUGGCAAUUCUGCAUUUUUAAGAAGUAAGUUUAUAUAAACAAAUGACGGAAUUUCACAUGGAUUCAGUUAUCAAAUACAAGCUCUUGCCCUCCAGACUUUUAUAGCACCACUCCCAAAUCAAAAAUAAAAACUGCCUUUCUUUGUUCAACUUGUUAUAAAAGAACAAAAAUCCCUCCGACACCUUAGGAGCCGUAACAGACGCGGGUUUCUGAGCUUGCAGUCCUGCAUCUUGCAUGUCCUUCCGUCCCAUGCUUAACGCUCAUAUUUGCUUUCCCCUCCGCCAAGCUGGCAGACCAGAUGGGAAGAACAAAAUGCUGUGUUGUAAACCUCUAACUGGUAAGCUUAGCGGAAGGAGGGGCAUGAAGGGGAUGAGCCAGAAAAGCAAAUAGUUUUAUUGGGACUACUGACCUGACUGCGGUAGCCAAGCGUGUAUUUUAGUGGUGCCUGGAGAACAAAGCGGCAGGCCGUGCGGUCCUGGAGCCCUGCUCGCACCUCUGCAGUUGACCCUAAGGAUGGAACACAUCGACACUGCGUUGGUACAAAGCAACAAUUUUCCAAGCAGAGACAGAUGCUGUGCUUUUCUUUCUAACCAACUGGUGUAACAGCUUCUUUCUGGAGCAUUCCUUGAAAGGCAGAGACAAUUAUUGAACUGAGCAAUAGGAAAAGGGAAUGGGUAACUGCCAAGGAUGCAUACAUCAAGCGGUAACCGCGAGGAACGUUUACUCAUAAAAGAAUGCUGGCUGGCGUGUGGGAUAACUGUUGAUCUUCAGUAACAGAGUCCCUUUAAUUCCCAACAGAUUCAAAGAUCACAAACAACUGUCCUGUAAAAACAAGGAGGGGAAAACAACCCCUGUCGGCAACAAUGAGUUGAGGGGGAAGAACAGAUGCGGGUGACGCAUCUGAGGUGCAAACGAUGGAACGCAGUGGCUGCCGGAUCCCGCCGAGGUUACCAGGUAGAAAUGUCGGGAGCGCUGCCUCAGAGGCAUGAAUGUUGGGGCGACCUUUGUAGGCGCUGCUUUUUAAGAACUGUCUAGUUCCAACCUCGGGAGGAUCCAGAAACCCCUGCCUUACACCAAGGCAGUUAGCCGGUAUUUUCACUUCUGUAAGCUUCCGGGAAGAGUUAUGGGAAUCCGCCUGCUACGCUUCACUUCUGUGGUGAUCAUUGUCUUGCUUCUGGUGGCAGGUGCUUUAACAGCUUUGCUUCCCAACAUCAAAGAUGACAAAAUGCCCAAUUUGAGAAGGGAACCAAAAACCCAGAGUCAGUCUGCCUUGGAUUCAUUUACUCUUAUUAUGCAGACCUAUAAUAGAACUGACUUACUGCUAAAGCUUUUAAAUCACUACCAAGCCAUCCCCCACCUACAUAAGGUAAUUGUGGUGUGGAACAACAUUGGUGAGAAGACACCAGAGGAGAUGUGGAAUUCCUUGGGGCCUCAUCCUGUCCCUGUUGUCUUUAAAGUUCAAACUGUAAAUCGCAUGAGGAACAGACUCCAGAAUUUCCCUGAGCUGGAAACAAAAGCUGUUUUAAUGAUGGAUGAUGAUACACUAGUCAGUGCUCAUGACCUUGCUUUUGCCUUUUCUGUUUGGCAGCAAUUUCCAAAGCAUAUAGUGGGAUUUGUUCCUAGAAAGCACAUUUCUACUCCUUCGGGUGUAUACAGUUAUGGCAGCUUCGAAUUGCAGAACCCUGGAUUUGGAAACGGAGAUCAGUAUUCUAUGGUUCUUAUCGGCGCAGCAUUUUUUCACAGUGGGUAUUUAGAAGACUUUCAAAGACAGCCAGAAGCUGUUUACGCCUUAAUAGAUGAAACUCAAAAUUGUGAUGAUAUUGCCAUGAAUUUUCUGGUAGCCAAGCAUACUGGAAAGCCUUCAGGAGUGUUUGUGAAGCCUGUUGAUAUAAGAAAUUUAGAAAAAGACACUAACAGUGGCUAUUCUGGAAUGUGGCACCGAGCGGAGCAUUUGUUACAGAGGUCUUACUGUGUAAAUAAACUGGUUAAUAUUUAUGAUGGCAUGCCUUUAAAAUAUUCUAAUAUCAUGAUUUCUCAGUUUGGUUUUCCUAAUUAUGCCAAUCACAAAAAUAAAAUGUAAGCCAAUGAAUUUAAGGGGUUAGAUGUUAAACAAUACUCAGUGAAUUGGACUGAGUUCAAGGAGGGAAGAAGGUGUAAUUACUGCAUCUUGGCAAUCCUUAUUUGUAGCCUCUGGAUUUUUUCCAUUUGGCUUUUUAUGUAUAUUUUUUUUUUCCUUACUAAUUCUCCAAGGUAAGUUUUGAGAAAACUUAAAGAAUAUAUACUAAUGUUUAGCUGUGAUAAAAUCAUCCUCUUUCCUUAAAACCUGAAAAGCUAUUACAAUUCAUUAGGCCAGUUCUUCAGAAACACGCAGACAAAAAUGCACUCCUACCCUUCAGUGCUUAGGUUUUGAUUUUAUUUUUUUUUAAUACAUGUAUCUGGGCAAAUGAGGUCUAGGCAUAUUUUUGAUAGUUGUAUGUCGAGAUGCUUCCUUGCCUUCCCCCUCCUCUCCUACCCAGUUCCCAGUGAAACUGUGGAGGGGCUACAGUAAACUGUUGGCCAGGCUUCUAAACUCCUGUACAGAACCCCUGUGAAGUUUGUAUAUAAGCUAUUCUGUAUUUGGGGAUGUUUCUGAAGCUGCUGUGAAAGCAAGCCAGAAAAGGGUACCUCACCUUGAUCUCAGAUAGUCCUAAAUCCAUUGCCUACAAUACCUGCUACUGCUGAGAUCGUGCAAAAUGAUCUCUGACCUGGCUUUUUCUCCCAUUAUUAAUUUGCCUAGAGUUGCUGAAACACUGCAAGCAGCUGAAAGGUAAAACCUAACAGUUGGAAAUGUAAGAAACGUGAAUACAUGGAAUACGAAACUUAUAUAAGCAGCCAGAAGAAACGGGUGGGAUAUCACUUAUUAAUAAUCUCUUUAGUACUUAAUUUUAUUUUGAUGUCUUGCAUGUACAUUGUUACAAAACUGUGCCCAAUAAAAUCCUCGCUUAUUUUUAAAAAUGUCUUAUUUACAAUUCCUAGUAAGAGCAAGCUGUUCUACAUUUAUUACAGAGUGUACAUUUUGUAAUACUACGGGUCUACUGUUUUUUAACUACUCUUUCAAACGAGUCUGUACUUUUUGGUUCCUUUCAUCUCUCUCUUUGAUGGAGAUGCAAUGAAUGGGUAAAGCAUUAUAAAAAGAAGCAUUUUAAGGUACAGUGAUAUUUGACAGGGCUGGGCUAUUAUCAGUCUCUGAGUUCCCUGGCUUCAUCUAUAGCAAGAAACAGAGCUAUUGUUAACAGCUUUUGUUAGAUUGGGACUCUGUAGUUCUGGAAACAUUGUGUUAAUGUGGACAGGACAAACCUUUUCCAUUGCUGCUCCAGAACUUUUUUGUGGUACAGGGGAAGGAACAAAAGACAGUGAUUUUCCUGGAUCGUGGAGAAGAAUCAAAUCUGGCAUCCAAAGUAGAAUCGGUUUCAUCUGCAUCAGCUUUUAAUUGAUUCUUAGUGUCAGUUCAAAGGUAAUGAACGGCGUUUUUCACAGCUAAUACCUAGGGCAGAAGUAGCAUCUGCACAAAUGGUGUAUAAUUUUAUCAUUUUUUGUAUUAAGUUAGCUGAGCAAAAAGUGGUUGAAAAAUGUGACAAGCUCUUUACAGCAGGGCUGAUUCUGGGUGUGAGUCUUUGGGGGAACGGAGGAUUCUUUUGCCUUGUUCUGUCAGCGCUAAAGGAUUUGGUUUCUGUUCAGUGAAGUCUUCCUAGUACUUUUGCAAGAUUUAAAGGGCAAAAUCCUAAAAUGGCGAUGUAAAAUCUGCUCAAUUUUGUUGUAAUAGUGAAAAGUAGCUUUUAAUUAUUGUGCCGUAGUGAUAAGUAGUAUACAAACUGGUCUAUGAUCUUCCCAGAAAUGCAACUUUCCUGGUAGUAGCUCACUGCAUUUCAUUUCCCUACCGGUCUUUUGUACUUUCUGUUCUGUGCAGUAUCAACUAGUAUUGUGAAGACUCACAGAUGUUGUUUACCUUACUUUUAAAAUGUGAAAUGAACUGUCAACUCAGCCAAACCCUAGUAUUGGGUUCUUUGUUGGGGGGAAGGAGUUGCUUUGCAUUGGUUUUUUUAUUUGUGUUCUGUAUCAGUGAAAGAAUUAA